Messenger RNA from Sceloporus undulatus (fence lizard), 9025 nucleotides. RefSeq names its product regulating synaptic membrane exocytosis 2 (gene RIMS2). Gene Ontology annotation, biological process: positive regulation of synaptic transmission; intracellular protein transport; regulation of synaptic plasticity. Lineage: Eukaryota; Metazoa; Chordata; Lepidosauria; Squamata; Phrynosomatidae. The transcript has 34 exons. Bases 980 to 6109 code for a protein of 1709 amino acids. The record is from RefSeq and is a predicted model, not a curated record. Gene Ontology annotation, molecular function: small GTPase binding; transmembrane transporter binding. Gene Ontology annotation, cellular component: cytoskeleton of presynaptic active zone; presynaptic membrane.
UUCUGCGAGGGAGGAAGAUGGAGAGGAGGCGGAGGAGGGGGGGCUCCCUUCUCCUCCUUCUCCUUCUCCCCGUGACGGCGCCCUUCCUCCGCCAUGCCAUGGCUUAAGGGGCUCGCCGACAGCAGCCCAGCCCCGGAGGGAACCGCAGGCGGCCUCCUCCACAGCAGGCCCAGGCCUGGGAGGGCCAGGAGGCGGCAGAGGCAGCCAGGAGCAGGAGCAGGAGGCCUCGCUCAAGCGGCCCUGCUGGUCUCGGAGGGAGGACCCGAAGCCGGCGGAGGGAGCCCCUGGGGCCGACCCUGCCCUCCUCCUCCCGCUCUCCCUCCAUGGACACCGGCUGGGGAUAAUGGUCCGCCCUGAGCCGCCAGACCCAGGCCCUCCUCGCCUCCGGGGCUGCUCUCCGCGCCUCAGGACAUCGCCAUCGCCUCCGACAGCGACGACAAGGGGGCUCCUUCCCGGCCGCCUCCACUCCGCUCCUCCCAACCCUUUCCCCCCUUCGCCAGGGCUCCAAGCGGGGCUUCCUUCGGGGCCUCGGAGGCAGUGAGCCCCGGGGCACUCCUUCCGCCUCUCUUUCCCCAAAAGCCCAUUAGCCACCCCGACGCCAUUGCACCCUCCAUUUGCCUCUUCCUCCUCCUCCUCCUCCUCCUCCCUUUCCUUAGCUGUCUCUCUCUCUCUCACAAAAAGCGGGUCUCUCCUUCUCCAUUUUAUCCCCCCCUAAAAACCCCCGAGGUGUUUGUGUGUUUUUGUUUCCUUGGGGAGAACAACAAACAACCGAAAGAGAGGAAGCUUUUCCCCUUCUUCACUGGAGACAGCGAGGCAUUCAUUGGAAUUGGGCUGGAGAUAGGCUUUAUUUUAUCUCUUUAAAGAAAAAGGGGGCAUUGGUUUGUAUGUGUUUCGCCCAAUCGCUGGCCCUCCUCCUCUUCUGGGUGCCAUCCUUUCCCAAGCCCUCUCUUUGUGGCUGAAGCUCCCUCUGCCCCACAAAAUGUCUGCCCCCAUCGGGGCCCGGGGUGGCCCUGCUCCCCAGCCCCCUCCUCCUCCUCCUCCUCCUCCUUCGGAGCUGCCAGACCUCAGCCACCUCACGGAGGAAGAGAGGAAGAUCAUCCAGGCCGUCAUGGACCGCCAGAAGAAGGAGGAAGAGAAGGAGCAAUCCGUGCUCAAGAAAUUACAUCAGCAGUUUGAAAUGUACAAAGAACAGGUGAAAAAGAUGGGUGAAGAAUCACAGCAGCAACAGGAGCAGAAGAGUGAUGCUCCAACCUGUGGUAUCUGUCACAAAACAAAAUUUGCCGAUGGCUGUGGCCAUAAUUGUUCUUAUUGCCAAACUAAAUUCUGUGCACGUUGUGGAGGAAGAGUGUCUUUACGCUCAAACAAGGAGGAUAAAGUGGUAAUGUGGGUAUGUAACUCGUGCCGAAAACAACAAGAAAUCCUCACAAAAUCCGGAGCCUGGUUUUAUAAUAGUGGAGCAAAUACACCACAGAAGUCUGAUCAAGACGUUUUUAGAGGACUGCGGAACGAAGAAGCACCCCAGGAGAAAAAAGCAAAGCUGCAAGAGCAUUCCAUAUCAGGAUUGGAAAGAGGUAGAUCUCAAGGGCUCACAAGGCAAGAGUCCAUAAACGGAUCAGGAGGAAAGGUGGCAGGUGACACGGCAGAUAGAAAAAGAAGUCCAUCAAUAUCGAGAGAUCAGAACAGAAGGUUCAACCAACUGGAGGAGAGAGACGACUAUUCACAGUAUGCAACAUCAGACAGUGCAAUGCCAAGAUCACCAUCAGAUUAUACAGACAGACGAUCACAACAUGGCUCUCAAUUAUAUGAAGAACCUGAACUUGAUGAUUAUAGAGAUUCCAACAGGAGAAGUCACAGGCGUUCAAGGGAAUAUCCUUUAGAGGAAGAUGAAGUGCACAAUAGAGAGGAUUAUGAGAGGCAGCGGCGGGAAGAAGAGUACCAAGCACGGUACCGCAGUGAUCCUAAUUUGGCUCGAUAUCCUGUCAAACCACAACCAUACGAGGAACAAAUGCGUAUUCAUGCUGAAGUGUCCCGAGCACGUCAUGAACGAAGGCACAGUGAUGUGUCUUUGGCAAAUACUGAAUUGGAAGAUUCCCGGCUAUCGAUGAUGAGAAUGGAACGGCCAUCAAGGCAAAGGUCUGCAUCUGAGCGCAGAGCUGCCAUGGACCAACGUUCAUAUUCAAUGGAAAGAACUCAGGGACCAAGUCCCAAUCGGCAGAGGACCACAAAUCACAGCCCUCCUACACCUAGGAGGAGUCCAAUUCCUUUUGAUAGGCCAGAUUUGAGGCGGACUGAUUCAUUAAGGAAACAACACCAUUUGGACCCCAGCUCAGCUGUACGAAAAACAAAACGUGAAAAAAUGGAAACCAUGUUAAGAAAUGAUUCAUUAAGUUCAGACCAGUCUGAAUCAGUUAGGCCUCCUCCACCAAAACCUCAUAAAACCAAAAAAGGUGGUAAAAUGCGUCAAGUGUCCCUGAGCAGUUCUGAAGAAGAGUUGGCUUCUACUCCAGAAUAUACCAGCUGUGAUGAUGUAGAAAUUGAAAGUGAAAGUGUUAGUGAGAAAGGAGACAUGGAUUACAACUGGGACCAUACGUCUUGGCAUAGCAGUGAGGCAUCCCCUAUGUCUUUGCAUCCUGUAACCUGGCAGCCAUCCAAAGAUGGAGAUCGUUUAAUAGGUCGGAUAUUGUUAAACAAACGACUAAAAGAUGGAAGUGUGCCUAGAGAUUCUGGUGCAAUGCUUGGAUUGAAGGUUGUUGGAGGGAAAAUGACUGAAACAGGUCGGCUAUGUGCAUUUAUCACCAAAGUGAAAAAAGGAAGUUUAGCUGAUACAGUGGGACAUCUUAGGCCAGGUGAUGAAGUGUUAGAAUGGAAUGGCAGGCUUUUGCAAGGAGCCACAUUUGAAGAAGUAUACAACAUCAUCCUAGAAUCCAAACCAGAGCCACAAGUGGAACUUGUAGUUUCAAGGCCAAUUGGGGAUAUUCCCAGAAUACCUGAUAGUACACAUGGGCAGUUGGAGUCCAGUUCUAGCUCAUUUGAAUCUCAAAAGAUGGACCGGCCUUCUAUUUCAGUCACUUCUCCCAUGAGUCCUGGCCUGUUGAGGGAUGUUCCACAGUUCUUAUCUGGACAACUUUCAAUAAAACUGUGGUAUGACAAGGUUGGUCAUCAAUUGAUAGUCACAAUAUUGGGAGCAAAGGAUCUUCCUUCAAGGGAAGAUGGGAGGCCAAGAAAUCCCUAUGUUAAAAUUUACUUUCUUCCUGACAGAAGUGAUAAGAACAAAAGAAGAACGAAAACAGUAAAGAAAACUUUGGAACCAAAAUGGAACCAAACAUUCAUUUAUUCUCCAGUUCAUCGGAGGGAAUUUAGAGAACGAAUGUUGGAAAUUACUCUUUGGGACCAAGCUCGAGUUCGUGAGGAAGAAAGUGAAUUUUUGGGAGAGAUUCUAAUUGAAUUAGAGACAGCAUUGCUAGAUGAUGAGCCUCACUGGUACAAACUUCAGACGCAUGAUGUCUCUUCAUUGCCACUUCCCCAUCCUUCCCCAUAUUUGCCACGCCGACAACUUCAUGGAGAGAGUCCCACACGAAGGUUGCAAAGAUCCAAACGAAUAAGUGAUAGUGAAGUCUCAGACUAUGAUUGUGAUGAUGGAAUAGGAGUAGUGUCAGAUUACCGACAUAAUGGAAGAGAUCUUCAAAGCUCAACCCUAUCAGUGCCAGAACAAGUGAUGUCAUCCAAUCACUGCUCUCGGUCAGGAUCCCCUCAUCGUGGAGACAGUAUAGGACGGACUAGGUCAUGGUCUCCCAGUGUUCCUCCUCUACAACGGAAUGUGGAACAGGGGUCUCGAGGGCCCCGAUCUACUCCUGCACAUUACAAUACCAUGAAUCGAAUGGAUAGACAUCGAGUAAUGGAUGACCACAGCUCCCCAGACAGAGAGAGUCAUUAUCUCACUCUGCCUUGGUCCCAUCAUACUCAGUCCACUGAAUACCAUCAUAGAGAUGCCAGCAAGGAUCACUCAAUGUAUCCUAUCUUUUGUGAAGAUGCAAUCAGAUUACUUCGAUCCCGUACGAUGUGCCGUACCUAUUCUGAGGGUGCUUACUAUGAAUUUGAGAGGAGGAGUAGGAAGGAAGGAAGAAUGCCUAAUGCAUAUUUUGAUGACACUGAUAUUUCCCCUACUCCUGAAAGGUAUUACAAUGGUGCAAGUUCAUGGGCAGAUCAUGUAGUCAAUGGUUCAGCUGAAAACUAUGGAAGUGAAACAAUGGAUGUAUUGGCAGAUCAAGCUUCCUAUUCAGAAAGUGAACAUGUAGAUCCAGAAGAAAACAUGAGGAAUUGGGAACCUAGACUACCAUAUCAAAGAUCCAGAUCAACAGAACAGCGUCCUGUGCUAGAACGGCCCAGUCCCCGCUCCCGAUCCACUGAACGUCCUGAUUCAAACCUCAUGAGAUCGAUGCCUUCAUUAAUGACUGGAAGAUCUGCCCCUCCCUCACCUGCCUUAUCGAGGUCAAAUGCUCGUAUGGGGUCUGUCCAAACAAGUCCUUCAGGUACUCCAGUAGCAGGACGCAGGGGUAGACAAUUGCCACAACUGCCACCAAAAGGAACACUGGAGAGAAUGCCAGAAAAUGGGGAUGAAGGUGCUAUGGAUGUAGAAGAGAGAAAUCGCCAAAUGAAAAUGAACAAGUACAAACAGGUAGCAGGAUCAGACUCCAGGCUGGAGCAAGAUUAUCAUUCUAAGUAUCGGUCAGGUCGGGAUCCUCAACGAGGCUCUGACAACAUUUCCACCAAGUCCUCUGACAGUGAUGUCAGUGAUGUGUCAGCAGUAUCGAGGACCAGCAGUGCUUCCCGUUUUAGCAGCACAAGCUACAUGUCUGUGCAAUCAGAAAGACCUAGAGGGAACAAAAAGAUAAGAAGAUCAAAAGAGGGAGGGGAGGAAGGGGAUGGGGAGAUAUUCCCAGAAGAGGAGGAGAAUCAGGAUCUUGAGAAACAGGUGAAAGAUGAACAAGUUGAUGAACAGGGGGAAGGGGAAGAGGUGACAGAAAACUGUGAUAAGGAAGAACAGAAAGAACCAGAAGAGAAUGAAGGGCCCCAAGAUGAACAAACUGAGGAAGGGACAGAAAAAGGAAAUAAAGAGGAUUUGCAAAGGACAUACUCCCAAGAUGAUCUCAGUGUCUUUACAUCCAAAAUGCAAAGCAGACAGAUGGGUGCUUCAGGACAGAACAUAACUAAAAGCACCAGCAUCAGCGGAGAGAUGUACACGAUAGAGAAGAAUGAUGGCAGCCAAUCUGACACAGCAGUGGGCACUGUGGGUGCAGGCGGCAAAAAACGGCGCUCCAGCAUUGGUGCAAAGAUGGUAGCAAUCGUGGGUCUUUCACGGAAAAGCAGAAGUACCUCACAGCUCAGCCAAACUGAAGCAGGUGGCAAAAAGUUAAAGAGCACAGUCCAGAGAAGCACAGAAACUGGGUUGGCCGUGGAGAUGAGAAACUGGAUGACACGUCAAGCAAGCCGGGAAUCUGCUGAUGGCAGCAUGAAUAGUUACAGCUCUGAGGGGAAUUUGAUCUUUCCUGGAGUGCGGUUGGCAGCAGACAGCCAGUUCAGUGAUUUUCUCGAUGGACUUGGUCCUGCACAACUUGUUGGGCGUCAGACUCUGGCUACUCCUGCAAUGGGUGAUAUCCAGGUUGGAAUGAUGGACAAAAAAGGACAGUUGGAAGUGGAAAUAAUACGAGCUCGAGGCCUUGUUGUAAAACCAGGUUCAAAGACACUGCCAGCACCAUAUGUAAAGGUGUAUUUACUAGAAAAUGGAGUGUGUAUAGCCAAAAAGAAAACAAAAGUGGCAAGAAAAACGCUGGAACCUCUUUAUCAGCAGCUGUUGUCAUUUGAAGAGAGUCCCCAAGGAAAAGUUUUACAGAUUAUCGUAUGGGGAGAUUAUGGACGUAUGGAUCACAAAUCCUUCAUGGGAGUGGCACAGAUACUGUUAGACGAACUGGACCUGUCCAAUAUGGUGAUUGGCUGGUUCAAACUUUUUCCCCCUUCGUCACUAGUAGAUCCAACUUUGGCCCCUCUUACAAGAAGGGCUUCCCAAUCAUCUCUUGAAAGUUCAACAGGACCUUCUUACGCUCGCUCAUAGCAGCUGUGAAACUGUUGUCAUAGCAACCAGCGUUACAAAAAAAAUUAACAGGUCGCAAACCCUGGUAACACUGCAUGCUUAAUGUUGUGUCUUUGAAGCCUGUUUCUAGGGCUAUAAAGCGAUUCUGUGUUCUCAGAGGAAGUUGCACACAUUGUGCUCUAAAGGAAGUCCUCAGGUGAAGGAGUGGAGCUGGAAAGAACUGAAUGGUCUGGAGUUCAGUGACACUCAACUUUUAGUCCAAUCUGAAGCCAUGGAUUAAAAUAAAGAAUCAAGCUGUCUCAUGCAACAAGAAUCCCUUUCAAUGGCACAUCUAUUUUCUUGCUCCUAUUUUGUUAUCUGCCCCGUCCUGCCCGCCCCCCCCCCCAAGCCUGGUUAUGCCACAGAACUAUGGAGCUACCCAAAGAAACCAUGCCACAAGUCAUUGGAAAGAUGGAAGAAAAUAGGGUCAAUGCAGUUAUUAACAGCAGGGGAAACUCGCCUUAUCAGAAAAGUUGAAGACUUACAGUGGCAGGCUUCGUAACUUCAGCUAUAGCUAGAGUCAAAUCCAGUGUGUGGACUCUGAAAAACAAAAUUCUGUGGCUAAACUGUACUGUAUGAAAUUAAAGACACUUUUUUGCAUGGACACAGAUUAUGCUGAACACUUAAAAUUAUUUUCUUGGGGCUGCAACUUGCAAAAAAAGAAUAAAUCAGCCAUUUUCAACAAUUUAUAUUAUUUUUAAAAUAAAUUUCACUAGUGCAUGGUUUUAAAAGGGAGAGAAUGCAACAGGGUGGUAAGACACACCAAGUUUAUCAUUCUUUAAACCAAUCAUGGUCUGUGUUUUUGCAGACAUAAAUGAAAAAUUAAUUAUUUCUAGCAAAUAUUUAAAAUUAUGUUUAUGUGACAACAAAUAAGUGUAAUAUAUGAAAUUUAUUUAAAUGUAAAAGGUACAAGCCUUGUAAAGUUCAACAAUAUGUGCAAAUUGUACACUUCUUUCCCCUUCUUGUCUGCCCCUCCCUCCUUUUGCUCUCUCAUUCCCUUCCUACCUCCCAGGAUGAUCAUUAUACUCUGAAACCGUUACUUUUUGACUGAUUACUCUCAUGCUCCAUAUUUGGUUCAGGGUUGCAGGUUAUUCUGCAUUUCUGAAAUCUUUGAGAAAAAUAUUGGUUAAGACAUUUUUCAAGCAUGUUGAAAAGAAUUUUGCAACAUGGCUUGAGGAGUACAUUACAAUAAUUCCGCAUGUAUUUGAUAAAAAAUUGAACUUUUUGCAGUUUAUUGUACAGUGCAUGGAAACUUAUUUUCUUUUUCCUCACCAUCAAAUUAAAUUCUACAGCAAAAUACUGGAAUCAUGUGGCCAUUUGUAAAACAUCUUCAAUAAAUUUGUUUUCAGCACCAGCAUCAUUCAUUCAAAGGUUGAACUAUCAUUUCUGGAUGGUUUUGAAGAAAUAACAAGAUGACAGUCUUGCUAAAUAUCAGCAUCUUAUCAUUUGCACUGAGCCAAACAAACUGCUACCCAUUUAGGGUCACCAUAAAUAGCAAUUAAACUUCUGUUGUGUUUUCAUGUGAUGGCAAAUUGGUGAAUAUGAGCCUGACAUUAAAAAGUCACGAUCUGAGCUGCAAUCCUGCACCUACUAAAUCUUUAAUGGUACCAACAUGCCCCAAGAGAUUUCAGGAUUGCACCUUUUGAUUUUUUAAAACGCCUUAAAGUACAUUCAGUUUAAUAAUUUUUGACACCAUCACCAAGAGCCUAAAUGCAAAGAAGUAACAUGCACCUGCCACCCGUAGCAGGUAUUUUAGGACUAUGGGAAGGAGGGAUGAAAAGGUGUGGAGUAUUGUAAGUCCAAGUCUUUAAUUAUCUCCUGAUGAAAGGGAAUGUAACUUGUUUAAGUGCAUCACUUUUUCUCUCUCUGUCUUUAGAUGCCUUUAAUCUCUAUCUAUUGUUUAAUGUUAAAUCAUUGCAAUAAUAUUUGAAUAUACAUAAUGUUUAAAUUAAGGCCAUGCACACAAAUAUUCUCAUUUUGUAUAAAAGAUCUAUAACGUUACCUCCCCCCCCAACAGACUGAAUAACCCAAAUGUACAUGAAUCAGGAGAGCAAAAGCAAGAAUUGAAAAUUUUCCUGAUACCUUUUAUUUGAUAAGGUGCAGAUAGACAUAGAAGAAAAUAAUGAGCACAGUACAUUAAUGUUGGCCAUCCACCAUAUCUGGGCACUGAAAUGAAUGGGGAAUGUGCAGCUAAAAUGCCCAAUGAAUUGCACCAUACAACAAGCUGGAACUCCAUUUCUGCAGCAGUGGAAGGAAAUGUGCUCAUGGAGCGUCUCUAAUCUUGUAAAUAGAGAAGUUGUUGCUGGUCGGAGUUCUGUAUCAGGGCCCUUGUAUCAAUCAGAAAUUAUCUAGCAUGGAGGACAGAGAUUUUUUUUAAAAAAACUUUAUAUAUAGUUUAAAUGAAAGAGGACUGGUAAGCUAUAUUGAUUGAAAUAAUUUAUGUUGGUACACACUACUGAUGAAUACCAAAAUAAUGCAUUGUCCCCUAGGGGAAAAAAUAUGUGUUUUUUAAAUUUAUUUAAAGACUCUUCCUGAUACUGUGACAUGCAGUCAAUGCAUUCUUUUAUGCAUAUUCCUAUAUAAAAUUAUUUUUAAUUCGUACAAGAAAGAUAUGACCGUAUGAAAGCUCUGUACAUACCUGGUCAUUAUACAGUAUUUAUUUUAAACGUUGAUUGUACUUUUUUUUUUAAUAUCCACAUGUCUGCAACUCUGCUUAUAUUUUAUUCAUGUAAAUAGCAUUCUUCCAGUGACCACAGCUGUCUUGUACAUAGUCUGUUUUAAAAGUAAAGAGAAUUGAAGUUGGGGAAGAAAUGGACAGAUUAGGCCUGUUAAUUAACACCGACUAAUGUAAAUCAAAUUCAUUCUGGUGAUGGCAUUUAUUUAACACUUUAAAUAAAA